Closterium sp. Naga37s-1 is the source of this 852-nucleotide messenger RNA. The record is from the annotation of a GenBank genome assembly. Lineage: Eukaryota; Viridiplantae; Streptophyta; Zygnematophyceae; Desmidiales; Closteriaceae.
AUGGCGACCGUCGCUGCUCCGUCCACCAGCCUUCGCUGCUCCGUGCUGUCCUCGCAGGGCAAGGCCGUCGCUGGCCGGCAGCUCGCUGUAGUCUCUGCGAGGCCAACAGCAGCAUUUUCAAAGAAAGCAGCACUUGUCGCGAGGGCCUCGGCGGAGGAGAAGCCAUCGCUAGCAGCGUCCAUCGCCACGGCGGCAGCCACCGCCAUCUGCGGCGCGUGUGUCGCUGUCUCGCUCGCUACUGCCGCUCCCGCCCUCGCCGCUCCCUCGCCCAGCCAGGUGCGCCUGCCCCCUCUCUCCAACGACCCGGCCCGCUGUGAGCGCGCGUUUGUGGGCAACACGAUCGGGCAGGCGAACGGCGUGUCGGAUAAGGUGCUGGACCUAAGGCAGUGCGACUUCUCAGGGGACAAGGAGAACCUCAAGGGCAAGACGCUGUCGUCCGCUCUCAUGUCGGGCGCCAACUUCGACAACGCUGACCUCACUGAGACCGUCAUGUCCAAGGCUUAUGCUGUUGGGGCCAGCUUCCGAGUGCUGGUUCGUAUCCUCUUCCUCAAAGCAUAUCUUAACACGCGCAGCAAUGCACCCUAUUCAUUCCUCACACGCCCUCCUCUCCUCACCUUCUCUCAUUCAGGUGCGGACUUCUCCAACUCGGUGCUUGAUCGGGUGCUCUUCAACGGAGCCGAUCUGACGGGCGCGUCGUUCCGCAACGCGGUGCUCUCAGCGUCCACAUUCAACAACGCCAUCCUCACCGACACAAUCUUUGAGGACGCGCUCAUUGGCUACGUCGACGUGCAGAAGCUCUGCCGUAACCAGACGAUCGGCGAGUUCACGCGUCUUGAGCUGGGUUGCAAGUAG